Molecule: messenger RNA, 2715 nt
Organism: Geodia barretti
Lineage: Eukaryota; Metazoa; Porifera; Demospongiae; Tetractinellida; Geodiidae
Source: the annotation of a GenBank genome assembly
AUGGUCCACCGUUCCUACCGGGCAAUCAGCGUCAAUCGGAAUCUCACCGUUUCCACCACUGGAGAGGAUGUAACCGGCGUAUACGGCUUUGCCAGCGUGUUUAUCAGAGCGUUGAACGAGUGGCAGCCGACGCACGUAGCCAUCACGUUCGACACGCCGGCGCCAACGUUCCGGCACGAACGGUUCCCCGCUUACAAGGCGCAGCGCCCACCGACGCCUCCCGAGUUGCGUGGGCAGUUUGACCGGGUCAAGGACCUGAUGCACACCUUUGCCGUGCCGGUAUACGAGCUGGCCGGUUAUGAAGCCGAUGACCUGCUCGGCACCUUGUCCAAACAGGCCGAAGCAUCCGAUGUGGAAACCAUCAUCCUGACCGGCGACCGCGAUACUUUCCAGUUGAUUUCGCCCCUCAUAAGGAUCGAUUUGGCCAGUAGCGAACGCGACCGCCGCAUCGUUGACGAGGAGGAACUGGCGGAGCGCUACGGUGGCCUGACGGCGGCCCAGCAGCCGGAUUUCAAGGCACUGGUGGGGGACAAAUCAGACAACAUCCCCGGCGUGCCGGCCGUCGGCGAGAAAACCGCCAUCACCUUGCUGAAGGCUUACCAGACGCUGGAAGGCAUCUACGAACACAUCGACGACAUACCGCAAAAGCGCAUCCAUACCAACCUGGUCGAUAAUCAGGACGCUGCCUUCGAGUAUCGAAUUCUGACCACCAUCCGCUGCGAUGUUCCGGUGGAGUUGGACCUGGAUGCCUGCCGGUUUGGCCGCUACGAACGCGCCGACGUGGUGUCCCUAAUGACCGCUCUGGAAUUCCACACGAUCGUCGGCCGCGUGCCCUCUCCGGACGCGCCCUGGGAAACGGCUGAUAGGAGCCAGAGCAGAGACUCAACGCCGGCGCAGCAAUCGACUGCCUCUGCCUCCGCUCCCCCGGACGGCGAUUAUCGAGUGGUAACCACUGAGGCCGAGCUUGGGGCCAUGAUCGCUGCUCUGCGUGAGGCGGGCGCAUUUGCCUUCGAUACCGAGUCCAGUAGCAUUGAUCCCAUGAACGCAGACCUGGCGGGCCUCAGCUUUGCCAUUGCUGGCGGUGUCGCCUGGUAUGUACCCGUGGGCCACGCAACGGGCGAACAAUUGCCGCUGGAGAACGUAAUGGCGGACGUGCGCCCGUUGUUCACCGAGGCUGGAUUCCAUCGCAGCGCUCACAAUGCCAAUUACGAUUUGACGUUGCUGACCAACUAUGGCAUCGACCCCUAUGGCGUCAUCGACCAUGACACGAUGAUUGCUGCUCACCUGCUGAGCAAACAGCGCCUGGGCCUCAAGCCGUUGGCGCUGGAAGUGCUCGGCACUGAAAUGACCAAUAUCACCGACCUGAUCGGCAAGGGCGCGCGUCAAAAAACCUUCAACGAAGUGGACAUCUCAGACGGCGCACCCUAUGCCGCCGCCGAUGCGGACUGCACCCUGCAAUUGCGCGAACACUUUGAAAAACCGCUGGAGGCGCAGGGACUGACGGCGUUGAUGUCCGACGUGGAACUGCCGUUGAUUCCCGUGCUGGUGGAGAUGCAGCGCGCGGGGGUGAAACUGGAUUCCGGCAUCCUGCACGAGAUGUCCCGCGACUUGCACACCCAACUGGAACAAAUUCAGACGGACUUGUUCCAGACAAUUGGGCACGGCGUAAACGUCAACUCGCCCAAGCAGUUGAGCGAUUUGCUAUUUGGCGAACUUGGUCUGCCCACCACACGCCGCACCAAGUCCGGUUAUUCCACCGACGCCAACGCCCUUGAAUCCCUGAAAGGAAUGCACCCGGUCGUCGACAAGAUUCUCGACUACCGGCAGGUUACCAAGUUGAAAUCGACUUAUGUCGACGCGUUGCCCGAGAUGGUAAACCCUCGCACCGGUCGCAUCCACACGUCUUAUCACCAGACCGGAUCGGCCACCGGGCGCGUCAGCAGCAGCGAUCCUAAUCUGCAAAACAUUCCGGUUCGCACCGAAAUGGGACGCCAGGUACGGCGUGCCUUCGUAGCCGAUGCUGAUUGCCAGUUGCUGUCGGCUGACUACUCGCAGAUCGAAUUGCGAGUGUUGGCGCAUCUCUCCCAGGACGAGUCGCUGCUGGAAGCAUUCCGCCGGGGUGAAGACAUCCACGCGGCCACGGCCAGCCAGAUGUUCGGCGUGCCGCUCAACGAGGUCGACUCCGACCAGCGGCGGAUUGCCAAAAUACUGAACUUCGGCGUUAUCUACGGCCUCGGCCCCUACGGUAUCUCGCAGCAAACCGGAUUCAGCCGGGAGGAAGGUCGGCAAUUUAUUGACACCUACCUGGCCCGCUAUCCCGGUAUCAAUGGGUAUCUGGAGUCGGUCAAGGAAAACACGCGCCUCACCAUGUACGCCGAGACGCUGCUGGGCCGCCGCCGUUACCUACCGGAUAUUCAGUCUUCCAACCACAACGUCCGCGCCGCCGCUGAGCGCAUGGCCAUCAAUAUGCCCGUGCAAGGCACCGCCGCUGACAUUAUGAAGAAGGCAAUGAUCAAUGUGCGUGCCCGCAUGAUUCGCGACCAGAUGCGCUCCCGGAUGAUUUUACAGGUGCACGACGAGCUGGUCUUCGAAGUGCCGGACGAUGAGAUGGGUACAAUGACCGCCCUGGUGCUGGAUGAGAUGCCGGCCGCUCUGGAACUGGACGUUACGCUCAAAGUAGACGUCAAAUCGGGUUAUUCAUGGGGCGAUUUCUGA